This is a messenger RNA of Gilbertella persicaria, 1279 nucleotides long. RefSeq names its product rab-GTPase-TBC domain-containing protein. The annotation marks the transcript as partial. The transcript is spliced from 8 exons. Gene Ontology annotation, molecular function: GTPase activator activity. The record is from RefSeq and is a predicted model, not a curated record. Gene Ontology annotation, cellular component: endoplasmic reticulum membrane. NCBI's taxonomy places the organism in Eukaryota, Fungi, Mucoromycota, Mucoromycetes, Mucorales, Choanephoraceae. Gene Ontology annotation, biological process: positive regulation of GTPase activity; endoplasmic reticulum to Golgi vesicle-mediated transport.
AUAUGAAACGCAAACAAAGACAACGAAAGAGAGUCAAGAAGAGCUCGAAUAAACCAGCUCACGAAAAUGACGAGUACAAAUCUACUUUUAAGAUCAACCAAGCACUAAAGACCGAGAACUAUGCUUUAUUACGUGAGAUUGGCCGAGAAGAAGGCUUUCGAAGUGAUGCUAUUCGAAGAAGAGUAUGGCCCUUUUUAUUGCAUUGCACAGAUAAAGAAGUUGACAAAGUGAUAGAAGGCUCACUUGAAACUCCUCAUAAAGAUGAAAGCCAAGUCAAAUUGGAUGUGAUUCGAUCUUUUCAUACAUUUUCUACAAGUAUUUUGGAGGAAGACAAAGAGAGACUUCAAGACCAACUAAGUAAAGUCAUUACUCAUGUAUUAAGGUCCUAUCCUUCUUUACAUUAUUAUCAGGGGUUUCAUGAUAUUUGUUCUGUAUUUAUAUUACUCUUUGGCGAGAAAUAUGCCUCCAAGUUGAUGGAACCUGUCGCUUUGUUCUAUCUAAGAUAUGAGAUGUUUAUGAACAUGGAUCCUGUACUUAAGCAAUUGACUAUAUUAGAUACAUUCAUUCAACUUGAAGACAAGGAAUUACAUGCUUUUAUUUCAGAGGCAGGUGUACUACCUUAUUACUGUCUUUCCUGGGUCCUUACAUGGUGCAGCCAUGAUCUAGACAGCCUUGAAAAACUAACUCGAUUAUUUGAUCUGUUCUUGUGCUCAAAUCCUUUGAUGCCCCUUUACUUUGCUGCUGCAGUUGUACUUUCUAGAAAAAAGGAGAUACUUGCCUUACCUUGCGAUGUGAGCAUCCUCCAUAGUUUCCUCACUAAACUACCAAAAGAUUUGGAUGCCCAAACACUAUGCCAAGAAGCAUGUGUCUUAGAAGAAAGAUAUCCUGUCUAUGAUAUCCAAUGUAAAAGCCAGAUUGCAUUGGAUCAAGAAUCCACUGUCAAUUGCUUUGAAAAGGAUUGGAUACCCAUUGACAACCUACAAGACCUGAACAACACAAUUCAACAAAAAGUAAUUCCUAUCUUACAGACUCAAGAAAGAAAACCUAUUGAGCUUGUAACACUAAAGGAGAUUUCUUCUUCAGUUAAUGUACUUGACAAAUUGCGUCAAUUGGAUACAAAGGAUAUUGCUUUAUAUACAUUGUUUACAGUGGGUGCAGGUGUAGGCCUUGUUGCUAUUUUCAUGACAAAUGCAGAAUUACUAAGGGAAUGGUUAACAAGCGGUGUAUGAGUUAAAAAAAGAAAAAAUAAAAUGGGUGAAUAAUAAAGGAAUAAAAAUGU